GUACGUAGUUGAUAAAAUUCAGCCAUUCUCCCACCAAAAAUAAAAAAUAAAAUUAGUCGGUGAUUGGAUGCCGUGUUUAUCUUUUGGUUGAAGAGAAUGAUGCUUCCCAGAGCUUGAGGAAUGCAGAGCGGCUUGUAUGACUCGCUCACCUGAGUUUUUCCUUACCCUUCUGCAACGAUUCAUCAAGCACACCAGAUUGGUCGCCCAAAUCCAUUCCCAGGUAAUCAUCAAUGGCCACCUCCUCCAUUACUCUAAUACACCGUCACAUCUAAGAUGGACGAGCACUCUGUUAUACAACGCCUUGAUCAGAGCUCAUCACAUUUCUGGAAUCUCUCACAAGGCCCUUCUUCUCUUCACCCACAUGCUCGCUGGCCAAGUCCCGCCCAACGACCAUACAUUUCCUCCCCUCAUCAAAGCUGCUUCUCCCUCUCCUUCUUUGGGAAGAGCUCUUCAUACGCAAGUGAUCAAGCGGGGCGUUCUAAGUGACCAGUUUGUACAGACCACUUUUAUUGCUCUCUAUGCUCGUAGUAACAAUCUAGCUUAUGCUUGUAAGGUGUUCGAUGAAAUUCCUCAUGUCUGCAUCGUGGCGUGUAAUGCAAUGCUUCACGCUUUCUGUACACAUGGGGAUAUGGAGUCUGCCAUGUCACUCUUCGAACGCAUGUGUAAGCGGGAUGUUGUUUCUUGGACAACUAUGAUAAAUGGGUUUGCAAGGAGCGCCAAGUUUGGCAGGGCCAUUCAGCUUUUUGGGAAGAUGAUGGCUCAUAGGGAUGUCUUGGAUCGCUUGGUUAUGCCAAACGAGGCUACGUAUGUGAGUGUCCUUUCGUCCUGUGCUAAUCUCGAUGGCAAGGCAGCACUCGAUUGUGCUAGGCAGCUGCAUGGAUACAUUGUAAUGAAUGAGAUCUUCUUGGGAGUUUUUGUGGGAACUUCACUGGUGGAUGUUUAUGGGAAGAUGGGUUGCCUUAAUUAUGCUGUGAAUGUCUUUAACUGUAUGGUUUCCAGAGAGGUCUGCACUUGGAAUGCAAUGAUUUCUUCACUAGCUUCAAAUGGUAGAGAGGAGGAGGCUCUGAAUAUGUUUGAAUAUAUGGAGGCCGAAGGGCUGCGACCCAACAGUAUCACCUUUGUAGCAGUUCUUACUGCCUGUUCUCGUGGAAGACUUGUUAAGGAAGGACUGGACUUGUUUAGAUCAAUGUCAAAUUACUAUGAUGUAGUACCAUCAAUGGAGCACUAUGGGUGCGUGGUUGAUCUUUUGGGAAGAGCAGGGCAUUUGGAGGAAGCAGCUGACAUCAUAAAUAAUAUGCCUUUUCAGCCGGAUACGUCUGUUUUGCUUGCUCUUCUGAGUGCUUGUAGAAUUCAUGGAGCUAUAGGCCUUGGAGAAGAGAUGGGAAGAAAGCUGCUUGAGUCUCGGACACAACAUUGCGGCCAAUAUGUGUUAUUAUCAAGCAUCAACGCAGAUAAAGAAAGAUGGGAUCAUGCUGCUGAUAUGAGGAAAGAAAUGAUGCAGAUUGGAAUUCAGAAAAUUCCAGCAUUCAGCAUGGUUCAUUUAAAAUAAUUUCCUCCCUUCUCAACCAAAUGACCACCCAAACGGAUACUUGGAGAAAGGAGGAGAAGAACGGAUACUUGAAGAAAGGAGGAGGGGACCAAGUUCUAUAAUGUUGCAUCUGAGUAUUAAAUCGUAAUCAACGAUAGUUAAGAGGGCUCCUGACAGUUAUUUUAGCUAUCCCUGUCAAAAUUAGGUGCAUGUAACUCUUCUUAUUCUUAAAUGUUGCAACUACUGUACUCAGUGGGUAAUGCCCAUUCAUGUUUCUCGACUGUGAAUCAGUUAAGCCAGUUCAAAACGAUGAUAUAUUA
Neltuma alba is the source of this 1848-nucleotide messenger RNA. RefSeq names its product putative pentatricopeptide repeat-containing protein At1g10330. The record is from RefSeq and is a predicted model, not a curated record. Gene Ontology annotation, molecular function: RNA binding; protein binding. Lineage: Eukaryota; Viridiplantae; Streptophyta; Magnoliopsida; Fabales; Fabaceae. The transcript has a single exon. The coding region runs from base 137 to 1549 and encodes 470 amino acids. Gene Ontology annotation, biological process: RNA modification.